UUUGUAUUUGUUGAUGUAUACGGUGUAAAACAGAACGAAGAAUAGUAUCGUGAGAGUACGCAACGUAACGAUGGAAAAGUAUGGUGAAUUACCGGACAUUGAUGCGAGUGCGCAGGAUGUGUUUGAGACAUCGGACGUAGAGAGUGUCGAUGGUGGAGGGCCGGACAAUGAGUCUAUCAGUAGUGAUAUUGCCGGUGACAGUGUAGAUGUAUCGGUAUCAAAGAACAAAUUCAAUCAGUCAGGUAUACCUGACGUGUCCGGAGUCAACUUUCUGGGGUCAGUAGAUCGAAAGCAAUUGGGUCGAACAGGUUAUGUGUUGUAUGAUGGUGGACAAGAAUCGAGAGAUGAAAAGCUUGCUCGUAUACGUCGAGAGCUAGACGAGUUAAGUAGUGAAUCCGUAGAUUCAGAGGGUAGUGAUAUAGAUAGGUUAGUGACUCGCUUAGAGGAAUUAUCUCAGGGUAAAGAUGAAAAUAAGAGUAGUAGUACAGAUCAUAGUGAUAAGCUCAAGGCAGUAUUUCAGACCAUUACUGACAAAGUUAAUGGAGGAAAUGUUUCAUCUAGCACCGAACCCUGGAUGGCAGUUAAUAGUACCGAAACGUUAGAACUUGAAUCCAGAUUAACUAAGAUAGAACAAUUGAUAGGAUAUGACUCAUUAACAGCUGUAGAUCGAGUAACUGAUGAGGGUAAAUCCCUUGGAGCUCGUGUUAAAGAACUUGGCUUAAAGGUGGGUAUAGUGGGUAAUCCUGAAUAUAGCAUAGAGAAUAUCAAGAAUCAAGUCAGUCAAGUCAGAGCUGAUAUGGAAGCUUACGAUAAGGAGAGAAGAUUGCAUCAACUAAAGAUCAGUACUGAUGGAGCAGUAACUCCACCCACCAUUCCUAUAGAUGAUAAGAAGAUUAGUGAACUUCAUGAACGACUUGGUGAAUUUGAUAAAGUCAAUAAGAUAGUUCCAUUGGUGGUGACAAGAUUAAAGUCAUUACAUUCUGUUCAUAGUGAUAUGGCUACUAGUAUCGCUAGUGUUAGUCUGUUAGACGAAGUUAUAAGUAGUAUCAAGAGUGAGCUUACAGCAUGGAAUAGUCUGAUUGACCUGUUAAAUGAUAGGCUCGAUAAAGAGAGUUCAGCCUAUGAAUCUAACAAGGUGCAUAUAGUUAGUGAAUUACAACAGUUGAAAGAUAAGGUGAGUCAGCUAAGUAGUCAGUAACUCAUAGUAACAGUAAUUAGCACUAAAUAAGUAAUACUAAGUAAUACUAAAUAAUACUAAAUGAUACCAAC
Scheffersomyces amazonensis is the source of this 1269-nucleotide messenger RNA. RefSeq lists its product as uncharacterized. Gene Ontology annotation, biological process: mitotic spindle organization. The record is from RefSeq and is a predicted model, not a curated record. NCBI's taxonomy places the organism in Eukaryota, Fungi, Ascomycota, Pichiomycetes, Serinales, Debaryomycetaceae. The transcript has a single exon. The coding region runs from base 71 to 1198 and encodes 375 amino acids. Gene Ontology annotation, cellular component: dynactin complex; cytoplasm.